AUGGAAGGUAUUGAAACCCCACAAAUCGUUGUUGUCGGCGGUAAGAAAACAAACGACUAUUUCAUAUCUAGUCAUUUCUAUUCAGGUGGACCAGUUGGUCUAUUCACUGGUAUCCAAAUCAAAAUUCUUAUUCCAGACAUUAAACUUGCUAUCUAUGAAAAACAUACCGAAUAUCAGCGUAAACAUGUACUUCGCUUAAACAAAUUGACGACAUUUUUCGGUUUUCCACCUCAUCCGUUAUUAACGGAUAUGAUCAACAAUCUACCCUCCGUGGUUCGAACUUCGGUUCUAGAAGGUCAACUCCUAGAUAUAGCCAAACAACUAAAAAUACCUAUUCACUAUCGGCAUAUCACUAACCUUAGUGAAUUUUCCAACGCACAAGUGAUUAUCGGCGCUGAUGGUUCUCAUUCAUUAGUACGUGAAAUUGUUUUCGAAAAUAAAAUGAAGUACGAAAAUGUUCUGAAAUAUGUUCUCGAAGUUAAAUACGAAGUUUAUGGUCAAGGCGAAAAGCUUGAUUAUGUUAAAUAUCAAUAUCGGACACAAAAACAAAUGAAAUAUAUCAUUGAAGAACAUAUUGGUACAGAAAAAGAUAAUCGCACACCGAUUACCAUUCACUUAUUAAUUGAUCAACAAACGUACGAACAAAUGAAGCAAGCAACGUUUAAAAAUCCCUUUUAUCUACGUACACACAAACAUCUGAUGCCAAAUGAUUUACUUGACACAAUUAUGCUUUGGUUAAAUGUGAAAAAGGAGUAUGCUAAUGAGAAACGCGUGGAAAACUCAGAGAGAAUCACGACAAUCGCUCUAGCUUGUUACGCAUCCGCGAAUGUCGUUCACUACGAUGAAGAUAAAGCACAACACAUAUGUCUAGUUGGUGAUGCAGCGUUUGGCGUUCCAUUCUUUCGUUCUUUAAAUAACGGCAUCAUCUGUAGUAGAAAACUCGCCUCUUGUAUUGAAUUAUUCUUUAAGUCGAAUUCUGCACAGACAAACGGAGGAAGUUUGUUAAACAACAUGACAUAUGAAUGGACAAAAUUCGUCAAUCGAACUCAUUCUCUAAUACAUUUGAAUCAGCCAUUACAAGCAUAUAGUCAAUUCGUUCAAACUCUCGCAGGAAAAGAGAUCAUCGUCGCACAAAAUAAAGCGCAUUUACUUUUUGCAGCCGAUAUGAUGAACAAAAUAAAUGGCGCAGUCCCAUGGCAAGUCAACUGCUGGUCGAAAAAGGAAGUUGAUCAUUUCAAACACAACAACGAUGAUUCAUCUGAAGAAAUAGUUCAUGAAGGACACGCCGGCAUCUCCGAAGUAGAUGACGAAUAUGAUUUAGUGCAAGAAUUCGAUCUUAUACCAACAAACACAUCUUAA
Messenger RNA from Adineta ricciae, 1359 nucleotides. The record is from the annotation of a GenBank genome assembly. NCBI's taxonomy places the organism in Eukaryota, Metazoa, Rotifera, Eurotatoria, Adinetida, Adinetidae.